AUGAAACGAAACUCGUUUAUCUAUAUAUUCAAAACUAUGCAGCUUACAAUCACUGCAAUCAUAAUAAUGACGGUCUUUUUGCGCACACAACUUGACGUGGACUUGUUAGGAUCAAACUAUUUAUUAGGUUCACUGUACUAUACACUUGUACGCCUAAUGACAAAUGGAGUUGCCGAGUUGAUAAUGACUAUUACUAGACUACCCGUUGUUUAUAAGCAGAAAGCAUUCUAUCUCUAUCCAGCUUGGGCUUACUGUCUUCCAGUUGCCAUACUAAAGAUUCCAUUUUCAGUCCUGGAUUCUCUUGUUUGGACAUCAAUAACAUAUUAUGUUAUAGGCUACAGCCCAGAAAUAACAAGGUUCCUCCGCCAGUUCCUUUUGCUUAUCGCUAUGCACAUGUCAUCAACCUCUAUGUGUCGUUCCCUUGCUGCAGUUUUUAAAACUGAUGUUGCAGCUACAACUGUUGGUUCUUUGGUCUUAGUACUCAUGUUCUUGUUUGGAGGCUUUAUUCUUCCUCGACCAUCAUUACCAAAGUGGUUGAGGUGA
This is a messenger RNA of Vicia faba (fava bean), 543 nucleotides long. NCBI's taxonomy places the organism in Eukaryota, Viridiplantae, Streptophyta, Magnoliopsida, Fabales, Fabaceae. The record is from the annotation of a GenBank genome assembly.